AUGGUAUGUGCCCGGAUGCCCUCACAGCGACGCACCCGCUGCUGGAGCAAAGAAGCAAAAGAAGAAGUGGUAAGUACGGACGCACCGUCGUCGCCGACAUGGAGACUUACGCGCAACGAAAGGUCCAAGGGCAAGGUCAAGGACAAGGCCCAGCACGCCGUCAUUCUCGACAAGACCACUUCCGAGAAGCUCUACAAGGAUGUCCCGUCCUACCGCCUCGUCACCAUCGCCACCCUCGUCGACCGAAUGAAGAUCAACGGUUCUCUGGCCCGCCAGUGCCUUGCCGACCUUGAGGAGAAGGGCAUUAUCAAGCCCGUCGUCACUCACAGCAAGAUGAAGAUCUACACCCGUGCCGUUGGUGGUACUGACUAA
Messenger RNA from Ilyonectria robusta, 372 nucleotides. Its product is annotated as S25 ribosomal protein-domain-containing protein. The record is from RefSeq and is a predicted model, not a curated record. The transcript has 3 exons. Gene Ontology annotation, cellular component: cytosolic small ribosomal subunit. Lineage: Eukaryota; Fungi; Ascomycota; Sordariomycetes; Hypocreales; Nectriaceae. Bases 1 to 372 code for a protein of 123 amino acids. Gene Ontology annotation, molecular function: structural constituent of ribosome.